Messenger RNA from Hordeum vulgare subsp. vulgare (domesticated barley), 5337 nucleotides. Its product is annotated as pentatricopeptide repeat-containing protein At5g57250, mitochondrial. The record is from RefSeq and is a predicted model, not a curated record. Lineage: Eukaryota; Viridiplantae; Streptophyta; Magnoliopsida; Poales; Poaceae. The coding region runs from base 144 to 3410 and encodes 1088 amino acids. The transcript is spliced from 6 exons. Gene Ontology annotation, molecular function: protein binding.
CCAAGCUCACAGCCCAGCCCUAACGACACGGCCAAAUUCCGCGGCAGGCUUCCAGAAAGGAAAAAACCGCUUCACUGCGGCGCUUGAACGUUCCACUCCUCAACUCGCACUCCCACCGCGGCAGCAGCCAACCGCCGACCGCCAUGGGCUUCCCCGGCGGCGAACCUCCUCCGCUACCGUUGCCGACGCUCGUUAAGCUCGGCCGCGUGAUCACGGCGCAGCAUGUGGACCGAAUGCUCGCCGCGCUCCUCCGUCGCCGCAGGCACCGUCUCGUCGGCGGCCUCGCCUCUCAGGCGCUGGCCAACUCCCUGCGCCCCACCGCCCGCACCCAGCUCCUUGCUGCCUCCGCGCUGCUUGACUCCGCCCAACCCCAUGACGCAGCUCGGCAUCUCGCGCUCGCCGGGUCGGCCUCCUCAUCUCGUCGCCUCUGGGACGCGCUGCUCCGUCGGGCCUGCGCCCAGCGUGGCGACCCUCGCCUUGCGCUGGAGCUGCUCUCCGCUGGUGUAGAGGAUCACGGAGCUGUCCUUUCCCCGUCCACCUAUCGUGCGAUUAUAUCUGAGUUGUGUGCCCGCGGGGACAUGGCCGGGGCGCUCAAGGUGUUCGACAUAAUGACCGCUAGGGGGUGUCAGGUGGACGACCGUGUUUGUAGUGUGAUCAUUUCUGGCUUCUCCAAGGCCAGGAAGGCCGAGGCUGGCUUGGAGUUCUACGAUAGAGUGAGGAAGGAGGUCAGAGGAUUUGAGCCAGGCCUGGUGACACUGACCGCGGUUGUGAAUUUGCUCGGGAGGCAGGGGAGAAUUGGUGACGUGGCGGAGCUGAUAAGGGAGAUGGAACAGAAGGGUAUGGUGGGUGAUGCGAUGUUCUAUAGCAGCUUGGUUCAUGGAUACAUGAGCAGUGGCCUGUUGAUGGAAGGGUUCCGGGAGCAUCGGCUGAUGUUAGACAAGGGUGUUGCAGCUGAUGUGGUUAAUUACACUAUUGUUAUUGAUGGGAUGUGUAGAGAAGGUAGUGUGGAGAAAGUGAAGGGGUUCAUAGAUGAGAUGGAGCGACGGGGUGCUAAGCUGAAUUUGAUCACUUAUACAUCACUUGUUGGUGGUUACUGCAAGAGGAAUAGGCUAGAGGACGCCUUUUCCAUAGUGAGGAAACUUGAACAAACAGGUCUAGUGGUGGAUGAGUAUGUAUAUUCAAUUUUAAUUGACAGUUUGUGUAGAAAGGGGGAUUUGGAUAAGGCUAUCUCUUUGCUUGGAGAGAUGGAGAGCAAGGGGGUAAAAGCUGGGGCAGUGACAUACAAUGCAGUAAUAAAUGGUUUGUGUAAGGCUGGUGAAACUACCAAGGCCACGGAAAUGUCUGAAGGUGUUGCUGCUGAUAAUUUCACAUAUAGCACACUGUUACACGGUUACAUUAAGCAAGAGGAUACGGCCGGCGUUAUGGCGAUAAAGGCUAGGCUUGAGAGUAGUGGGAUUGCACAUGAUGUUGUCACAUGCAAUGUACUUAUCAAAGCAUUGUUUAUGAUCAACAAGGUGGAUGAUGCCUGCAGCUUGUUUCAUAGAAUGCGCGAUAUGGGCUUAAGCCCUAAUAUCGUCACCUAUCAUACCCUCAUAGACAUGUUAUGUAAACUUGGGGAUUUUGACAGAGCAGUUGAGUUGUUUGAUGAGUACAAGAAAGAUACAUCAUUCUCCAGUACUGUUGUUCACAAUGGCCUGAUUGGGGCACUAUGUAAUGGAGGAAAGGUCACCAUUGCCGAUCGAGUCUUCUAUGAUCUUAUUCAUAGAAAACUAAGGCCUGAUUCCUGUACUUACAGGAAGUUGAUUCAUGCAAAUUUCAAAGAAGGUGGUGAACAAGGUGUGCUGAAUUUCAUUCGUAAGAUGGAUGAAUUAGGAAUGGAAUUGUUUUCAUCUGUUUGCAAUUAUGCUUCUGAUUUCUUAAGCACCAGGGAUUGUUGCCAGGCAGCAUUAUAUGUUUACAAGAUACUCAGAACACAAGCCUUUGCUGUAUCUAGCAAAACAUUCUACAAGCUACUCAAGAGCUUACUCCGCAAUGGAAAUGAACAGGUUGUAGAACCAUUGUUAAGUGAGUUCAUUAAGAUUCAUGGCCUGCAUGAACCUAGAAUGAUUAAUAUGCUAUCUUGUCACCUCAGCAAGAAGGGUGUUGGUGAAGCUAUUUGGUUUUCAAGUAACAUGAACAGUGGCAGCAUUCCUAUCAGUGUUCUAAGAGGAGCUGUCUUUGCACUGAAGAAAGAAGGUGAAGUUCUGGAUGCAUAUAGUUUUCUCAAGGAAGCUGAACAAAGUGGGUUUCCAGUGGAUCUUGCCAUGUACUCUAUAGUAGUAGAGGGCCUCUGCAAAGGUGGUUAUCUUGAGAAGGCAUUAGAUUUGUGUGAAAGCAUGAAAAGAGAAGGGAUUCAUCCAACCAUUAUCAUCCACAACUCUGUUCUCAGUGGUUUGUGCCAGCACGGAUGCUUUACUGAAGCAUUCAGGCUCUUUGAUUACUUAGAAAGAAGCGACAUUCUUCCAACAAUGAUAACUUACACUAUACUUAUAGGUGCUUUGUGCAGAGAAGGUUUCUUAGAUGAUGCAUAUGAACUGUUUCAGAAAAUGUCCAACAAAGGUAUCACGCCCACUACCCGUGUUUACAACAUGCUAAUAAGUGGUUACUGUAACUAUGGUUUAGCUGAAAAAGCGGUUGAGGUUAUGUCUCAUUUUGAGGAACCUUGUCUACAUCCGGAUGCUUUUACACUUGGUGCAGUCAUUAGUGGACAUUGUAUGAAAGGUGACACUGAAGCUGCGUUAGGCUUCUUUAAUGAAUACCAUUGUAAGGAGAUGGCCCCCGAUUUUGUUGGAUUUAUGAGCCUGAUCAAAGGGCUCUAUGCAAAAGGAAGGAUGGAAGAGUCCAGAGGCAUCUUGAGGGAGAUGUUUCAGUCCAAACAAAUUGUCGAGCUAAUAAACAACGUAGGAUAUGAGGUGGAAACAGAAUCUCUUGUUGCUCUUCUGUCUUCUGCAUGUGAGGAAGGGAAGAUCGAUGAGGUUGUGACUAUCCUAAGUGAAGUGAGACUCAUGUCUGUAUCCUCUUCAGAUUCUAAUAGUUCUAAUACACUUGCUCACCUAAAGAAGCUGCAGAGAACUGAUGAUGCUUGUGAUCCUAGAACAGAUUCAAAACAAGUUCUAAGUCCAGCCAUUUUUGAUGCUUCCAGCAAGUGCCUCCACGGAAAUUCCCAAGGCACAUUGCAACCCAUGACACGGAGAACUGAUAGUUUAUGCACAGCAAGUGAUAAUACUGAUAUCGACAAUGGUAAUUUGCUAGGGAAGUCUUUCUGUGACGACUUUGACACAUAUUAUCCUGCUAUUGCUUCCCUUUGCUCGAAAGGGGAGCUGGUUAAGGCCAAUAAGGUAAUUGAAGCAAUGAUUCGGAAUUCUGGUUAAGUUUGGUAACUGGUGCAAUCUGUUAGGAAAGUUCUUCUGGCCCAGGGUAUCAUCUUCUGUAAACAAAGCAACUCUCGUGAAGCAAACAUGUGUCGAAAAAUUGACCAUCCUGACAGUUGGCAACAGAAGGGUUUGCAAAGGUGGAAUUAACUGCAACAUCAACGUGCGCCAAUUGAAUUGAGAGCCCUGACUAUCCACAGGUUCUAACACUUAAGAGGGCUCUGCUGGUGAACACAUGGGCAUGAGAAAGGAGGAAACCAGUGGCACUUCUUCGCGCAGGAAAUUCACUUAAACGACUGAUCAGAUCAAUCGAGGGUAGUAAACUACUAGAAGAGCUACCAGGCUGGGUGAUAAAAAAACACUGCGCUAGAGAAAAGGGUGCAAACAGAAAGCUUGUAAGAGCAAUGGACUUGCAGAUGAUAAAUCUUGAAUUCAGCUCAGCUGGAGUACCACGACAGCUGUUGAACAAUAGGUGGAUGUGUUCCAUGAGUAGAAUUUGGGAGUCAGAACUUGGUCAAAGGAGAUGUGCGAUAUUGUACCAACUUUGGAGGCACAGGAUGCGUGAUGAAUCUGCGUUAGGUACUUGCAUGGCCUACAUUGAUUGAUGCCGGGAGCAGGUUCCUGGAAGUACUUUCAACUGUUCCUAAGUUUUGUCACUGGGCCCAGCAGCCUUGUUUCUCUGCACAGCACAUAACAGUGGCUGUUUCUUGAAGAAAACAACAGCGUGGUUGUUACUGCCAGAGAGUCAGAGUUUCAGGGACUUUGCAUAUGACUUGCAGGUAUGCUUAUGCUACGCGUGUGUGUGGGGGGACCGUUUUCUGGUUUAGAAAGAAAAGUACAUAAAUGUGGAGGCCAAUUUGUGACCUAGCACUGUCAUAUAUUCUUUUUUUUGCAAAUUAAUAUCCUAGCUAAACUAACAUAGACAGAAUGAGCAUAAAGAAAAUUCAUAGGAGCUAGGAGUUUUCAAGUUCGUAUCUAGCAGUGUUUUACAUUGUGUCGAUGUUGAACACGGGAUUCCUCCCCUUGGCAUGUAUCUCUACUGCUAAAAAACCUUGCGAGGAAACUAAAGCGACAUAGGCAAGGGUACCUGCUCAUUUGACUUCUGCUUUGUUAGGAGGAUCCUGAGUCAUAAUUGUUUCCUGUUCCCCUUUCUCCCGAUUCUCCUCCUACAAUCAACUCUUAACACCACACCAAUCAUGCUUACUGUAGAAGUAAAAGGCAAAUCUUGAACAGGUCCCACAUGUUUCUUAGAAGUUAACUAACACAGAUUUUCCAAUGUAAUUGGCCAAUGAUUUCUUACAACUUGUUCCCUGAAUAAAGGACUUUGCAACUUAAUAAUGAUUGAUUAGAGAGUGCCUUAAUGUAUUGUCUGAUCUUCACUUUACCAACCCCGGUCUGCUUAAGCAAGCUUUUGUAAAAAGAAAACAUCAUUAAGCAAAGCUCUUUCAAAGUACUCUGUUUUCUAUCAUUAUCAUAUUUGGCUUCCCUAGGUUACUUGACAGUUUUAGUAGGUGAAAUCUACCUUUCUUGAUGUUAAACAUACUUGGUUAAGCAUGGAAGACUUUUGACCUGUGUUAUGAAAAAGGGCAAGUAUUUAAUCAGAUACAUUAGCAUAGACGCCUUGCUGAUCUUCGUUAUCAUAAAAGUAGGUUAUACUGGUAGCCAAGUUGAUUACUGCUUUUGUUGAAUAUCGGAGAAGGCCCUUAGCUUCCAAGACAUGGUUAACAUUUAUUUUCAUGCUUUUCCUUUUCAUUUUUGUGAAGUGUAGUUGGCUCGCCUAAAAAAGAGCAAUGUGCUUCUGGAAACUAGCACCUUAUGCAAUGUGCUUUGUGAAUAUUUGACACCAUUGUCGCAUAUCUGCUAUGCCAAGUUUCAUUCCGUAGAAAAGAAGGUAAAAGUAAAAAAAAAGAGUAAAUUAGGAGAAAAA